CUCGGACCGCAGAAGCAGAGGGAUCUGAUUGAGUCAAGGUCAGCCCCGCGCCCCCAAGAACAACAACAACAAAAACCUCUGCACCCACGACAAACAUUUUAGUUUUCAUUAACCAUCAGUGCUUUGCUUUUCAAUCUGAGAAGGGGAGAGUGACAGUCACUAACUUGCUAAACUACAGCUCGUUAAGAAACUACGCCUUCGAGCAAACAAAACCAAAAGCAGACCCUCAGCCCAGCCCCUACCGCCAGGGCCGCACCUAAGGGGCACAACCCGCGGACCGAACGCGACGCCGAGGCAACCCCGAGUCUUCCGGCCUCCGAGGGAGGGGAGCCCCGGCCCCGCCCACUCCGCGCCCUCGCACCUUCUCCACCUAAUCACGAGGCGCCCCGCCCUUCCGUUGCUGCCGCGCGGGAAGGUAUAAAAACGACCGUGCCGCGUCUGGCUGCUCAGAAACAGCGCCCGCCGCCUCCGGGAGCAGUACGCACGCGCCCGCCCGCUCCGCGCGCAGAGGGACCAAUCAGUGGCGGCUUCAGGGCAGCGGCGCCGGAACGCCGGGGGAGGCGCAGGAAGUGACGCCGCAGCGUGCUGACGCGCGGGCUCGAUCCGAGGCCCGAUUCCGCGCCCGCCAUGGCCGACAAAAUGGAUAUGUCUUUGGACGACAUCAUUAAGCUGAACCGGAGCCAGCGAGGCGGCCGCGGCGGAGGCCGGGGUCGCGGCAGGGCCGGUUCCCAGGGCGGCCGCGGCGGUGCGGUGCAGGCCGCCGCGCGGGUGAAUCGAGGCGGCGGGCCUAUGAGGAACCGGCCCGCCAUCUCUCGCGGCGCCGCAGGCGGCGGCGGCAGGAACCGGCCGGCACCCUACAGCAGGCCGAAACAACUUCCAGACAAAUGGCAGCACGACCUCUUCGACAGCGGCUUCGGGGGUGGAGCCGGCGUGGAGACAGGUGGGAAGCUGCUGGUGUCAAACCUUGACUUCGGAGUGUCAGACGCUGAUAUUCAGGAACUCUUUGCGGAGUUUGGAACGUUGAAGAAAGCAGCUGUGCACUACGAUCGCUCUGGACGAAGUUUAGGGACAGCAGAUGUGCACUUUGAACGGAAGGCAGAUGCCCUGAAGGCUAUGAAACAGUACAAUGGUGUCCCUUUGGAUGGCCGUCCCAUGAACAUCCAGCUCGUCACAUCACAAAUUGAUACGCAAAGAAGACCUCCACAGAGCAUAAACAGAGGUGGCAUGACAAGAAACCGUGGCUCUGGGAGUUUCGGUGGUGGUGGUACCCGAAGAGGGACCCGCGGAGGCAGCCGGGGAAGAGGUAGAGGUACCGGCAGGAACUCAAAGCAGCAACUUUCUGCAGAGGAGCUGGAUGCACAGCUGGAUGCUUAUAAUGCAAGGAUGGACACCAGUUAAACAGCCGAGCAAAUCCACACAAGUAACAGGACUCAGAAGCCUCGUCGUGAUCCCUAGAGGGAGGGUUGGCAACUGGACUGUGCAGACAAUGGUGGAUUUGUUUUUUGUUUCUUUUUUUUUUUUCCUCCUGUUUUAAAAUAGGAUCUAAAAACUCAUGUAAAGGCUUUUUUUUUUUUCCUUUUCUUUUUUUUUAAUUCUGAAACAGACCUGUUUUGUACCGAGUUAUUUUUGGGAUAAAUUUUACUGGUUGCUGUUGUGGAGAAGGUGACAUUUUCACCUUUAC
Messenger RNA from Peromyscus eremicus (cactus mouse), 1681 nucleotides. It is a transcript of the gene Alyref, whose product is annotated as Aly/REF export factor. NCBI's taxonomy places the organism in Eukaryota, Metazoa, Chordata, Mammalia, Rodentia, Cricetidae. The record is from RefSeq and is a predicted model, not a curated record. Bases 628 to 1398 code for a protein of 256 amino acids. Gene Ontology annotation, biological process: mRNA export from nucleus. Gene Ontology annotation, molecular function: mRNA binding. The transcript has 6 exons. Gene Ontology annotation, cellular component: nucleus.